AAAGUUAUGGUGGCUUUUAGUUGUGCAUUCUAAAAUUACUCUUUCCUCUUCUUCAUCAUCCAUUACCAACCACCAUCUCCAACCACUCCACAAUCCUACUCUACAAUCUUCUCUUCAUAUAUAUAUAUAUAUAAUUUUAAUUUUAUAUAUAUCUAUAUUUAGGCGCAUUAUAUUAUAUUGUACAUGUAUAUAUACAUGUGUAGUAGAAAUGAUGAGUGCUGAAUCAUCACCUGAUUCUCCGGUUUCUGUUGUGAACUGCGGUGGCGGCGAGGAGGUUUCCGGGCAGAAGAUGAAGAGGAUAAGGGAUAGCAGCAAGCAUCCGGUGUACCGGGGGGUUCGGAUGAGGAGUUGGGGGAAAUGGGUGUCGGAAAUCCGGGAGCCGAGGAAGAAAUCGCGCAUUUGGCUCGGGACUUUCCCGACGCCGGAAAUGGCGGCGCGUGCGCACGACGUGGCGGCGUUGAGCAUCAAGGGGAGCUCAGCGAUACUGAAUUUCCCUGACCUAGCGGGGCUGCUGCCCCGACCCGAGUCGCUGAGCCCUAGAGAUAUUCAGAGCGCGGCGGCGAAGGCGGCGGCGAUGGAGAAAUUCGACUUGCCGUCGCCGUCCUCACACUCCUCCUCGUCGUCGACGUCGUCGCUGUCGUCGCUCGUGUCCGCCAUCGACAUCGCCACGUCGGAGGAGCUGAGCGAGAUCGUCGAGCUGCCUAGCCUCGAUACUAGCUUCGACUCGCUCGGAUUGGGCGGCGAGAUCGUUUACGUUGACUCUGUCGAAGAGUGGCUGUAUCCGCCGCCAUCGUGGCUGGGCGGCGCCGCUGACGACGGCGGCGGAGGAGGACCCGGGAUUAUCUCCGGCGGCUUCGAGUCUUCGUGGUGGGAAUAUUAAUGGCCGCCACUAAUCUUCCUGUGUGAGAUUUUCUUUUUUUUCCUUUUUCUUUUUUGUUGUAUUUAUGUUUUCUAAUUUUCUUUUUAGCCCUUUGAAUUUUAGUCUGUAGGGUUCUAAAAAUUCCAUCAUUUCGAUUUCUCACCCCCCAACUUCUUAGUUCGUGUAAUAAUCUCUCUUUAAUGAGUCCUUACUGUACAGUGUUGGGAAGGAAUCAACAAAUUUCAUAAAUGCCUUCCAAUGCUUUGCUGUAUAAAUCUCUUUCUUUCUCUCUCUGAAGUUGAAAUGUCCAUUUUGUGUAUUUUAUUUU
Molecule: messenger RNA, 1187 nt
Organism: Ipomoea nil (Japanese morning glory)
Lineage: Eukaryota; Viridiplantae; Streptophyta; Magnoliopsida; Solanales; Convolvulaceae
Product: dehydration-responsive element-binding protein 3-like
Exons: 2
Coding region: 209-880 (223 amino acids)
Biological process (GO): regulation of DNA-templated transcription
Molecular function (GO): DNA binding; DNA-binding transcription factor activity
Source: RefSeq, a predicted model, not a curated record